Messenger RNA from Neodiprion virginianus, 1660 nucleotides. Its product is annotated as proline-rich protein 4-like. Lineage: Eukaryota; Metazoa; Arthropoda; Insecta; Hymenoptera; Diprionidae. Bases 310 to 1266 code for a protein of 318 amino acids. The transcript has 4 exons. The record is from RefSeq and is a predicted model, not a curated record.
CCGAUAUAGCUUAGCGAUUUCUACCUUGCACCCGCCUAUUGACCGAAAUUCGGAAUGGUGGAAGUCCUGGAUUCUCCAGGAUUCUACUCGGGAAUUUUCGAGUAUUGGAUCCACUGUAUAUAUUUUGGACUCGCAUCUUAACUGACGGACUGACAUCAGGAGAAAAACGUCGUUGUAGUCUGAGGAAUUUCACUCUCGUGAGAAUUACUAGUGCAGCGGGAAAGUUUCCAUUCUCAGUUGCAGCAGCCGUCAGUUAAACUGCGAUUCAUCUCACGCGAAGAACCUCAGCUUGCUAUUAAUCUCAUCGACAUGUCGAAGAAGCAGCAUGGAGUUUCAUGGAUUGUAACCGCUAUACUGCUGGCAGUUCAGUCCGGGGGAUUCCGGGUUUAUUCAUGGGGCGAAAAGGCGGAUCAAACACCAAUGGGUUUGGGCUACGGGGUGAUACAUUUUAGCAUAUCAGAGGACAUGAACGAUCUCGGAAAAGGGGGAAUAAUUGGAACAGAUCGCAUAGGCCAUGGAGCAGACGAAGUCAGCAGCGCCAGACACGUAGAAGAGGAUCACGGACGCGGUAAUUUCAAGGGUCGAUUGCUGGGCCAGCACGUCCACGAAGACAACUACCGCGUAAUAACGAUCACAAAAAAGGUGGCCGUGCCGUAUCCCGUGGAAAAAACCGUCCACUAUCCAGUGAUAAAGAAGAUAUUAUACCCAGUCCGAGUACCAGUCGCGCAGCCUUACGCCGUUGAGAAGGAGGUGCCGUAUCCGGUAAAGGUAUAUGUCAAGGUCCCCGUUAAAAUACCGAAGCCGGUGCCGAUAGUCAAGGAGAUACCGUACCCCGUCAAGGUGCCGGUAGACCGGCCGGUUCCCCUGAAGAUUUAUGUGCCCCAGCCUUACCCGGUAGAGAAGAAGAUACGCUACGAUGUCGAGGUCCCGGUACCGCAGCCUAUUCCUAUCGAGAAGAACAUCCCGGUUCCGGUAAAGGUUCAGGAGCAUUACGCGCAGCCCUAUCCGGUCGAAAAGGUCGUUCGCUACCCGGUCGAAGUCAAGGUGGAUAAACCGGUGCCGGUACACAUCCAGAAGCCCUACCCUGUUCCAGUCCAAAGGCCGGUUCCCUAUUCCAUGGAAAAGCAUGUUCCAUAUCCGGUGAAGGCCCUGGUUGAACAGCCGGUUUCGGUACUAGACGAGAAGCCACUUCUGGUGGAUGAGACCAUGGCUCACUGGGUUACUAACGCCUCGGAUGCGCCGGUCAGAGAUCAAGAUAAUCGAUAGCUCGAUCAUGGGGUCGCAAAUUCGGUCGAGUGAUCGGACAAAGGCGUUGGCAUUGGGAGGCAAUGAUCGUUAGCUCGUUAAGUGAUCGGGUGGAGCUGCUUGUUGGAAUAGAAAUGGGGAUUCAGGAGCGAGGCAUGGCAUAUGGCAUGGCUGACUCAUGGUUGGAAUCACGAGUUUAAAUUCGGCGUAAAAUGUUGCACUGAUCAUCUUCAUUUCAAUGUAGUAGUACAUUGGGUCGACCGAUCGCCUCGUUGUUAUUUAUUUUAUUAUCGUGUUAAUAAAUUAUACUUGCAUCACUGCGCAACGAUGUAUCUAAAAUGGCAAGCGUUGCUGUAGAUUACUCCCGAUCCUAUUUGUAAUAUUUCUGAGAAGUUAGAAUUAUUCACGACAAAGU